This is a messenger RNA of Plasmodium relictum, 1314 nucleotides long. RefSeq names its product porphobilinogen deaminase, putative (gene PBGD). Gene Ontology annotation, molecular function: hydroxymethylbilane synthase activity. The coding region runs from base 1 to 1314 and encodes 437 amino acids. The record is from RefSeq and is a predicted model, not a curated record. Gene Ontology annotation, cellular component: cytoplasm. The transcript has a single exon. Gene Ontology annotation, biological process: heme biosynthetic process. NCBI's taxonomy places the organism in Eukaryota, Apicomplexa, Aconoidasida, Haemosporida, Plasmodiidae.
AUGUAUUUUCUGGUUUUUACCAUACUAAAUAUAUAUUUAAGGAUUUAUUUAUGCGGGAAUGUUUAUAUAAAAAAAAACAAUAUUAUUAAUAUUAAUUAUUUAAUGCAUAUAAGAAAUAGAAAAUUAAAUAUAAAAAAUAAUUUAUUUAGAAAAAAUAAUUACAAAAAAAAUAGUUGUUAUAUCCCUCAUAAGGAAAUAAUUAUAGGUACUCGUGAUUCUCCAUUAGCAUUAAAGCAAUCAGAAAAAGUAAAAAAAAAACUUUUAAAUUAUUUUAAAAAAAUUAAUAAAAAAGUGAAAAUUAUAUUAAAACCAAUAAAGACAACAGGUGAUAGAAUAUUAGAUAAAAGUGUAAGUUUAUUUGGUGGCAAAGGAAUAUUUACAAAAGAAUUAGAUGAACAAGUAAUAAAAAAUAAUGUUGAUAUAUGUGUUCAUUCUUUAAAAGAUGUUCCUAUGAUAUUACCAGAAAAUAUUUAUUUGUCAUGCUUUUUAAAAAGAGAUACUACUAAUGAUGUUUUUUUGUCAUUAAAAUAUAAAAGUUUGAGUGAUAUGAAUAAAUGGAAAUCUAAUAAUUCUUCAGAAAAUCAAGAGAGUAAUAGUAAAAAUGAAUUUCAAUUUAAAAAAGGCCAAGAGAAAGAUUCUUUAUGUACAGUUGCAACGUCGUCAUUAAGAAGAAGGAGCCAAAUAAAAUAUAUGUAUAAAAAUAUAGACUUAAAAUGUAUAAGAGGAAAUAUCAAUACAAGAUUAGUAAAGUUGUUUAAUGGACAUUGUGAUUCUAUAAUAAUUGCUAUGUGUGGUUUAGAAAGGCUAAUAAAAAAAAAGGCGAUUAUUGAUAUAGUGAAGAAUAAGAAAUGGAAUAUUCAUAAACCUUAUAUAAUUAGAUAUAAUAAUACAAAUAUUGAUUUAAGUAUUUUAAAUAUACAGAAAAUAAAUAAAAAAUCUAUUUAUCCUGCUUUAUGCCAAGGUAUUAUAGCAGUCACAUCAAAUAAAAAUAAUUCUGAAAUUUCUGAUAUAUUAAAAAAUAUAAAUGAUAAAAAAUCAGAAAUCAUGGCAAAAACAGAAAGAGCAUUUUUAUCUCAAAUUGAAGGGAAUUGCAUGAUGCCUAUUGGCGGAUAUACAAGAAUUGCAGAAAAUCAAAUUUUUCUUAAUGCAGUAAUUAAUGAUAUUCAUGGGCAUGAAAAAUUUCAAGUAAAAGAAAAAGGAAAUAUAAAUAAUUAUCAUGAUACUGCAACAAAUGCAGCAACAAAAAUAAAAAAAUUAAUAGGUGUUGAAAAGUUUUAUAAAAUAAAAGAGGAAGCAGCGUCCUAUUAUAAAUAA